Molecule: messenger RNA, 2135 nt
Organism: Neocloeon triangulifer
Lineage: Eukaryota; Metazoa; Arthropoda; Insecta; Ephemeroptera; Baetidae
Product: lactosylceramide 4-alpha-galactosyltransferase-like
Exons: 2
Coding region: 5-1069 (354 amino acids)
Biological process (GO): glycosphingolipid biosynthetic process
Molecular function (GO): hexosyltransferase activity
Source: RefSeq, a predicted model, not a curated record
CACGAUGCGACUGCCGUGUCGGUCGUCGGACAUAAAAUACAUUCUUCCUUUUGCUGUUUUGGCCAUACUAAUUGUAGUUCAUGAAAAUCCGACGAAAAAAACACACCAAAAUUCAGGCCUAACAAACAUGACCGAAUCAACAAUGCUUCAGUUGCAGGAUUUGACGCCAAUCGUCGACAGUGAUGACACGAAGUCUAUUUUCGGCUCUUCGAAAGUUAUCUUUUUCAUCGAAUCUUCAGGUUUGGCCAAAUUGAGCCCUCGGCAGGCGUGCACCAUUGAAUCGGUGGCCAAACACUCAAAGGGUUACACAUUGGUCCUGCUUUACGUUCACCCUGUGCGUUUCAUAAAAUUAAAGGAGAACGUGGCACUGUAUGAACUACUAAAGGCGCACGGAAAUAUUAUCAAGGUUUUCACCAUCAGUGCGUCCCACUUCUUGACCAAAUUGACACCAUUCGGCACCACAACCAAAUCCAUGUUGGAAGAAUCACUGUUCAGAGCAAACCAUCUUAGCGACUUCCUACGGCUAAGUAUGGUGUGGAAGUUUGGAGGAUUCUACAUGGACCUGGACGUCAUCGUUUACCGCGACUUAACGGACAUUCUGAAAUUAGGCAAUUUCCUACUCACUCGCACAAAUAACUCCAUCGGCUCGUACUUUUUUGGUUUCGAACAGGCCAGUCCAGUGUUAAAAAAGAUGAUCGAACAAGUAAAAUUUGAGUAUGUACCGCAGUAUUACGCUUCUGUACCAAACGCGGUGGGGGCGGCUUUUAUCUGGAAGUUCAACACCUCUGUAGAAGCAUCCUUGGCCAAAGGAAAACUGGACGACGUCUUCAUUUUAAACUCUACUUUGUUUUCUCCACUUGGCAACUGGAUUACUUAUCCAGAUUUAUUUGACGAAAACAAAACGCAACUUGCUGAGGAUUUUCUCAAAAUCAGUUACGGAGUUCAUGUUUCGAGCUAUCAGAGUGCGCAUAAGACUAUAUUUAUUAAUUCCACGUCUCCAGUCGCAAUUUUUGCCAAAAACCAUUGUCCCAGGUCGUUUGAAUCAAGCAAAAGUUUGGGCUCAUUUUGAAGUUUCCAACAUUUCUAUGGUUUAAAUUUCAUGUACUUCAUAAUGGAUUAAUAUAACAGCAUGUUGGAUAAAAUAAUUUUUUAAUUCUAGCUUCACUAACUAAGUGUAAAAACAAAGUAUUAAAUAUCGGCAUAUUCUAUUUGGUAAAUGUACUGCACACACAAAAUCGAUGAAUGAGGAAUAAAUAAUUAUGCGGUAAUAUUUAAAAUAUUAUUGAAAAACAAUAAAAUUCCAAAUUUAUAUUUGUAAAAUGAAUUGUACAUAAAAUUAUUUUUAAGUGUUUGUGAACGUAUUUUAGUAGUGUGGGUUAGCCGCGGAGACCAAGCCUCUUUUGGUGUCUGGCGUUUUAGAAAACAUCUGCCCUUUCUUCUCUUUUAUAAAUUAUAAUAUGAUUUUUAUGCAAAGAGAAGAUAAGAUAAAAAAUUUUUGAAAUAAGGUUUGAACAAAACAUUUUUUAUUUGUUAUGCAUGCAAACCUUGAAAAUUGGUUUGGUUACAAAAACUGAUUAGAAAUUACAAAAACAUCAUCCCCUACUGUCCAAUGAACGUAAGUUUUUCCAUUUUUACCUAAUUCAAACAAAAGAAACUGAUGGAAAUUUCAAAGAGGAUAGAUUUUUCACGAAAAUAAAUUUCCUACUGAUCAAUUAUUCAAUUGGAUCUAAAUUCACGGGCGCCACCGAACAAUUAGGGUGCGUCGAACGUCUCAAAGGAGAAAUUGGCCGUGCUCGCUGCGUGCAAGAGGCCGAUACUCAUUUAUUUCCCGCAAUUACAGCUGCGAGAGAGAGAAACAGCAGCAAAUGCGCUCUCGCCGCUUGUUCUAAGUGUGUUUGGCCAUUUUCAUGCCAAAGCGCAAUUAUUGUCCGGCGGCUGCUACCCCAAAUUACAAAUUAGUUUCUCCGGAGAGAAAGAGAGGCUCAAGUCGGUGGGUUGUUUUGCUUGUGGGCUCGAGUGGGUGCCACUCACUCUCUUUCUCUUUCCUUUGCUCCUGAGCCUCUUUUCUUCUUUUCUCCCUCCUCAGGCUUAUACUUACAAGGGAACAUCACCAGUUUUUUUUACAAGAAUUUCAA